This is a messenger RNA of Pedinophyceae sp. YPF-701, 942 nucleotides long. The record is from the annotation of a GenBank genome assembly. Lineage: Eukaryota; Viridiplantae; Chlorophyta; Pedinophyceae.
AUGGAGCCGCAAGCGCAGAAGGUCAUCGAUAGGGCCAAGGGUUUGGUGGAAGAGGGCGCGGACUACGAGGCUCACGAGACGGUGAAGUCGGCGUUUCACCGCCUGAAGAAGAAGGGUUUGAUGGAAGCGGCGUACGACGUGUGCCGCGAGGGCGGCACCAUGCAGCUCGAGCGAGGGAACAUCAAAGCAGGCCUCGAGUUGGGGCAGUGGAUGCUGGACUCGUAUUUGGAGGACCAGUGUCCGUGCGACGACGCGCACGUGUCGCGCGCGGACGCGAUCCUGGCGGCGUUCCCUGUGCAGAUGGACCUCAGCGACGUCGACGUGCCGCUCCGGGAGCUCCCGACGCCGCUGCAGGAGUACUCGGUGCUCGCCGGCCGCGCGGCUCGCUGGGCGCAGAAGAUGGGGCACCCUGAGCAGGCGCGGCGGCUCCGGAAACGGCUGGGGAUGUAUGCGUGGGAGGCCAUGUCGCUGAGCGGGCUCGCGGUCGUGACGGACGCGCUGUGCUCGGCGCGCGAGGGCAGGGCGCUCGGGCGCAUCGUCGCGGAGUGUUCGCGCAGCGGGAAGGCGGAGGAGCGGGACUUGUUCCUGUGUCGGGCGGCGCUGGUGUACCUGGCGUGCAGCGACCGCGACGACACCAAGGAGGGCGUGGCUGGCGUCAAGUCGCUCCUGGCCGCAGCGGAGCAGGAGCUCGGCAACAUCCCCUCCACGCCGCUCAUGCACUUCCUGACGAUGCUCAUGGAGGCGAUCGAGCUGGACAACGGGCCGCUGGGGGAGUUCCUGGUGCAGCAGUACGCGCCGGCGCUGGCGCGCGACAUGGCGGUGAAGGAUGCUGCGGAAAAGGCCAUCGGGGUGACGCUGGGCGUGGGCAAGCACGCCAACGCGGGCAUGGGCGGGAUCAUGCAGAACGUCAUGGACAUGCUCUUCGGCGGCGGCGGUGGCUGA